This is a messenger RNA of Dermatophagoides pteronyssinus (European house dust mite), 1341 nucleotides long. RefSeq names its product 26S proteasome regulatory subunit 10B. Lineage: Eukaryota; Metazoa; Arthropoda; Arachnida; Sarcoptiformes; Pyroglyphidae. The record is from RefSeq and is a predicted model, not a curated record. Gene Ontology annotation, molecular function: ATP binding; ATP hydrolysis activity.
GUUAAAACAGUUUUUUUUCAUUCAUUCAUUCGAAAAAUUGUAUUGACAUUUUAAUAUUUUUUUAAAUAAAUAUUUUCAAUCAAAUUCAUCAAAUUACUAAAAAAUGGCUGCCGAAGUUUCAAGAGAACGUGCUAUACAAGAUUAUCGAAAGAAAAUCAAUGAACAUCGACAGAUUGAAGUACGAUUAAAAGAUGUUCGUGAUCAGCUAAAAGAAUCGAAUAAACAAUAUGAGAAAAGUGAAAAUGAUUUGAAAGCUUUGCAAUCGGUCGGACAAAUAGUUGGCGAAGUAUUGAAGCAGCUAACCGAGGAUAAUUUUAUUGUGAAAGCAACAAAUGGUCCACGUUAUGUUGUCGGUUGUCGACGACAAUUGGAUAAAGCACGAUUAAAACCUGGCACUCGUGUUGCUUUGGAUAUAACAACAUUGACUAUUCUUCGUUGGUUACCUCGCGAAGUCGAUCCAUUGGUUUACAAUAUGUCGCAUGAAGAUCCCGGCGAUGUUACCUAUGGUUCGAUUGGUGGUUUAGCUGAACAGAUUCGUGAAUUACGCGAAGUUAUUGAAUUGCCUUUAAUGAAUCCAGAAUUGUUUCAACGAAUCGGUAUUACACCACCAAAAGGUUGUCUUCUAUACGGACCACCUGGAACAGGGAAAACUUUAUUGGCACGAGCUGUUGCAUCACAAUUGGAAGCUAAUUUCUUAAAAGUUGUAUCAUCAGCCAUCGUAGACAAAUAUAUCGGUGAAUCUGCCCGUUUAAUUCGUGAAAUGUUCAAUUAUGCUCGUGAUCAUCAACCAUGUGUAAUUUUUAUGGAUGAAAUCGAUGCUAUUGGUGGCCGUCGUUUUAGUGAAGGUACAUCGGCUGAUCGUGAAAUUCAACGAACUUUGAUGGAAUUAUUAAAUCAAAUGGAUGGCUUUGAUGCAUUAGGAAAAGUUAAAAUAAUAAUGGCCACUAAUCGUCCGGAUACACUUGAUCCAGCUUUAUUACGACCAGGUCGACUUGAUCGAAAAAUUGAAAUCUCUUUACCCAAUGAACAAGGUCGUUUAGAAAUAUUGAAAAUUCAUUCGUUAAAAAUUGCCAAACAAGGUGAUAUUGAUUGGGAAGCUGUCAUUAAACUUAGCGAUGGUUUCAAUGGUGCCGAUCUUCGUAAUGUAUGUACCGAAGCCGGUUUGUUUGCCAUUCGAAAGGAACGUGAUUAUUGUAUUGAAGAAGAUUUUAUGAAAGCAGUUCGUAAGAUUGCCGAUAAUAAGAAAUUGGAAACUAAACUUGAUUAUAAACCUGUAUAAGAAAAUUUUGUAUUUUUUUCAUUUUAAUCAUUAUUAUUAAAAGAUUUGUAUUCAAAUUCAAA